Molecule: messenger RNA, 549 nt
Organism: Dichomitus squalens LYAD-421 SS1
Lineage: Eukaryota; Fungi; Basidiomycota; Agaricomycetes; Polyporales; Polyporaceae
Exons: 5
Coding region: 150-470 (106 amino acids)
Biological process (GO): regulation of DNA-templated transcription; DNA-templated transcription; termination of RNA polymerase III transcription
Cellular component (GO): RNA polymerase III complex
Molecular function (GO): nucleic acid binding; zinc ion binding; DNA-directed RNA polymerase activity
Source: RefSeq, a predicted model, not a curated record
CAUACUGCAGGUAGACGAUCCACCCCUCCACAGCCCUGAUUCGCAGGUUCUGCAUAGGAUAGCCAAGAUUCACACCGAAAAUUUCUGAAGACGGUCGCAACGUUGAUUGUUAGAGCAAUUGCUCCAAGGCUCCUCCGGAUACGCCUAACAUGUUAUUCUGCCCCAACUGCGCAAAUCUCCUCGUCAUUUCCGCAGAAACGGGUUACAACAAAUGGGCGUGCAACACCUGUGCAUAUGAAUUCCCAAUCACGAAGCAGAUGACCUCGAGGACGAAGCUGAAACGGAAAGAGGUCGACGAUGUUCUUGGGGGAGAAGACCAAUGGAAACAUGCCGACUCUACUAACGCUACAUGCCCAAAGUGCGACAACGGCCGUGCAUAUUUCUAUCAGCUGCAAAUCAGGUCGGCGGACGAACCCAUGACAACCUUCUACCGCUGUACAGCAUGCGGAAACAACUGGCGAGAAAACUAGACGUUAUUGUUCACCACCCGCGUGCUGUCUCAUUUAUCUUCUCGCAUGACCUACGUGUAUUACAUUUCACCUGCAACAG